GAAGUACCCGCCCUUUUGAAGUCGCCAUAUUGUCCAUGUCUUCCGCUUUCAGAGGCGAAUCACAAAGGGGUGGCAAACAGGAUUAAGAAAUUGCCAAUAAUUCUGUCCAAGUUUUCAUUUCAAGCUUCAUCUUAUUAUUUUAUAUUUGUGUAAACAUGUCAGAACCUAAUACCGAUCACAUUGACUCCGUAGAAGAAGAAUUAGAAGUGGAAUCUAACUACAAACCCCCACCAGAAAAAACAAUAGAACAAAUCCUAGAAACAGAUAAAGAAGAUGAAAGUUUACGCAAAUAUAAAGAAACUCUUUUGGGAGAGGCAAAGUCUGGAGGUGUUGUUGUAGAUCCAAAUGAUCCCAGGAAAGUAAUAGUAAAAAAGUUAGCGCUGUGCGUAGCAGAUCGGCCAGAUAUGGAAUUAGAUUUAACAGGUGACCUCUCUCAGUUAAAGAAACAGACGUUUGUAAUAAAAGAAGGUGUUAGCUACAGGAUCAGGAUUGACUUCAUUGUUCAACGUGAAAUUGUGCAUGGCCUAAAAUAUGUUCAAAAAACUUAUCGUCUUGGAAUGCCAGGUGUCACAGUGGAUAAGAUGAUGCAUAUGGUGGGUUCUUAUCCUCCAAAAACGGAAAUUCAAUCAUAUACAACACCAACAGAGGAUGCACCAGCUGGAGUAAUGGCACGUGGUUCUUAUAGUGUAAGCUCUUUGUUUACUGAUGAUGACAAACACGAACACCUAAAGUGGGAAUGGUCAUUUGAAAUUAAGAAAGACUGGAAAGAGUAAGCUCCCUUUUAUAAUGGGAAGCCCUACAACGAUCGCAAUUAAAAUAAAAAUGCCAAAAGGGACUCUAAUUUUUAUAGAUAUUCAGUCAUACUGCGAUGCCAUAACUGUAUUUUUUAAGUAAUAAGAGAAAGAGUAACAUUGAUAUUUAUUUAGAUACUUUUCCUAAAUCGUAAACCUUAAAAGUGAACAAUUGAGUACAUGAAUAUAUGCAUACAUAAACGCACAUACUAAAAUAUGUAUAUGUGUAUACAUAUUUACAUAAGCAUAUGUAUAUGUAUGUAUACACAUACAUAGUGAAUCACGUAGGUACUAUUUUAUAAUCAUUUGAAUUGUGUAUAUCAGUCAGUAUUUAAUUGCCUUUAUAUUGUGGUUAUUCAUAUAUUCCUCUUAAUUUUUCCAAUUAAGAUCAGUGUAAGAUUCUUUAGUAUUAUAUUGUUAACACAUUUUGCUAAAGUUUACUGUCUUGAUUCAAAUCCCUUAAUAGUAUAUUUUAACUAACAGUUGAAUGACAAGAACAUGCUAUUAUUUCAAAUAGUUUGUCUUUUAGUAUUCAAAGCUUGGAAAUAUAAAUAUAUAGUUCAAGGAUAUAAAUAUAUAUCAAGUUAAUAUACGACACAUUAUUAAUGUAGAAAAUUUAAAUGGUGCGCUUCAAAUAUUUCUUUAUGUCAUAUAUAUAUAUACAUUAUUACUUUUUAUUAUAUCAUAUUGGAUUUAAAUUGUUUUAAAAUAUGGAAAGAUUUCCCACAUAAUAUGACAUUUUUAUAGUCCUUCAUAUGUCAAAUUUAAACUAUUAAUUAAUUCUUUUGUUUUAAUAAGAUUUACAGUAUGAAAUAAUAAUUGUUUUGUAAAACAAUUUUUCUUUUAGAAAAAAUUUUAUAAUGUACAUUAAUAGAAAUUGCAAUAUGUAUUGCAAUUGUAAUUCCAAACUACAAUAAAAAUAAAAAUAUAAAUUGCUUCUCAGUUACAGCUUAGAAAAGGCAAGUUACAAGCGGAAAUUAUUUUUUUGCUGAUUUUCUUUGCUGUGCAUGAUGUGUAAUAAAUAAUGUAUGCAUUUAACACGAGUCCCUAUGUGUAGAACAAUAUCAAGUUUCAAUUAGAGGGACUAAAUGUUUGUUAUUAUAAAGUGUUAUUUUAAUAUAUUAUUCAUUUUUUUUUUUCUACAUUUUAGAAAUAAUAGUUUAUUAGAAUUGCUUCUCUACUUUAUUCAUUAACAGUACCACGCUAAUAAUGUCACAUAGCAGUAAAAACAAAUGAAAAACAAAACAAUUUUAAAAGUUCCGAAGUUGAUUCUAUUUAAGAAUGCACCGAAAAUGUAUUUAAUACUGUUCGUGAUUCUACAACUGGACACAUGUUAACCUAUAAUUUUAAGGUUAUACUACAUAUACAAUAAACUCUAACUAGCUGCAGUAAAAAAUGAAUGUUAGUAAA
Bombus terrestris (buff-tailed bumblebee) is the source of this 2201-nucleotide messenger RNA. It is a transcript of the gene RhoGDI, whose product is annotated as rho GDP-dissociation inhibitor 2. The record is from RefSeq and is a predicted model, not a curated record. Lineage: Eukaryota; Metazoa; Arthropoda; Insecta; Hymenoptera; Apidae. Gene Ontology annotation, biological process: Rho protein signal transduction. Gene Ontology annotation, molecular function: protein binding; Rho GDP-dissociation inhibitor activity. The coding region runs from base 156 to 773 and encodes 205 amino acids. The transcript is spliced from 5 exons. Gene Ontology annotation, cellular component: cytoplasm; cytosol; membrane.